AUGAUGGCGGAUACCAAAUCUAAAGCACUUCAGGAGAAAGAAAAGGGCAAUGAAGCCUACAAAAAGAGGGAUUUUGAGGCAGCACUGAAACACUACGAUGCAGCCUUUCAGCUAGACCCCACUAAUAUAACUGUCCUGACCAACAAAGCCGCUGUCUAUUACGAGCAAGGCAACCUCGAUGAGUGUAUUAAGACAUGCGAGCAGGCUGUGGAUAUAGGCAGGGAGAACAGGGCCGACUUCCAGUCAAUCGCAAAAGCUAUGGCCAGGAUAGCAAACGCAUAUUUGAAGAAGAACGAGCUUGACCAAGCACUGUUGUACUACAACAAGAGUUUAUCGGAGCACAGGGCGCCAGAUAUUGUCAAGAAAGUUCAGGAGGUUCAGCAAAAGAUCAAGGAGAGGGAUAGGUUAGCAUAUGUCAACCCUGAGUUGUCUUUGCAGGAGAAAGAGAAAGGAAACGCCGCAUUCAAAGAGGGUAACUACCCGGUGGCCGUGCAGCACUAUUCAGAAGCUAUCAAGCGCAACCCUGACGAUGCAAAGCUCUACAGCAACCGUGCCGCCUGCUACACAAAGCUCAUGGAGUUUGCCUUGGCACUGAAAGAUAGCGAGGAAUGUAUAAAAUUAGACCCCACUUUUGUCAAAGGGUACCUAAGAAAAGGUGCCAUUUUACUUGCUAUGAAGGAGCCAACAAAGGCAACAGUUGCAUACCAGAAGGCUUUGGAGUUGGAUCCAAACAAUGCUGAAGCUCUGGAAGGUUAUAGGAAAGCUCUCAUGCUAGAAAAUGAAGACCCAGAAGCCGUGAAACAAAAGGCCAUGUCCAACCCUGAGGUCCAGCAGAUCCUGAGUGACCCGGCCAUGCAGAUGAUUUUAGCACAGAUGUCUAAGGAUCCCAAAGCAGCUAGAGAGCAUCUGAAAAACCCAGAAGUUGCUGCCAAAAUACAGAAGCUGAUGGAAAAUGGCAUUGUUUCAUUACACUGA
Molecule: messenger RNA, 975 nt
Organism: Candidula unifasciata
Lineage: Eukaryota; Metazoa; Mollusca; Gastropoda; Stylommatophora; Geomitridae
Source: the annotation of a GenBank genome assembly